Messenger RNA from Pediculus humanus corporis (human body louse), 1392 nucleotides. RefSeq lists its product as uncharacterized. Bases 1 to 1392 code for a protein of 463 amino acids. The transcript is spliced from 5 exons. NCBI's taxonomy places the organism in Eukaryota, Metazoa, Arthropoda, Insecta, Psocodea, Pediculidae. The record is from RefSeq and is a predicted model, not a curated record.
AUGGUACAGGAGAUCACACUCGAAGAAAGAAGACCUAAAGAAGAUUUCAGAGAAGAAACGGUACAGGAGAUCACACUCGAAGAAAGGAGACUUAAAGAAGAUUUCAAAGAAGAAACGGUACAGGAGAUCACACUCGAAGAAAGGAGACCUAUAGAAGAUUUUGAAGAAUUUACAAGAAGAAAUGGUACAGGAGAUCACACUCCAAGAAAGGAGAAAAGGAGAGUUAAAGAAGAUUUUGAAGAAGAAAGGGUACAGGAGAUCACACUCGAAGAAAGGAGACUUAAAGAAGAUUUUGAAGAAGAAACGGUACGGGAGAUCACACUCGAAGAAAGAAGACUUAAAGAAGAUUUUGAAGAAUUUACAAGAAGAAACGAAGAAAUGGUACAGGAGAUCACACUCCAAGAAAGGAGAGUUAAAGAAGAUUUUGAAGAAGAAAGGGUACAGGAGAUCACACUCGAAGAAAGGAGACCUAAAGAAGAUUUUGAAGAAGAUACGAAAGAAGACUUAAAGAAGAUUUUGAAGAAUUUACAAGAAGAAAUGGUACAGGAGAUCACACUCGAAGAAAGAAGACCUAAACAAGAUUUCAAAGAAGAAACGGUACAGGAGAUCACUCUCGAAGAAAGAAGACCUAAAGAAGAUUUCAAAGAAGAAACGGUACAGGAGAUCACACUCGAAGAAAGAAGACCUAAAGAAGAUUUCAGAGAAGAAACGGUACAGGAGAUCACACUCGAAGAAAGGAGACCUAAAGAAGAUUUUGAAGAAGAAAGGGUACAGGAGAUCACACUCGAAGAAAGAAGACCUAAAGAAGAUUUUGAAGAAGAAAGGGUACAGGAGAUCACACUCGAAGAAAGAAGACCUAAAGAAGAUUUCAAAGAAGAAACGGUACAGGAGAUCACACUCGAAGAAAGAAGACCUAAAGAAGAUUUCAGAGAAGAAACGGUACAGGAGAUCACACUGGAAGAAAGGAGACUUAAAGAAGAUUUUGAAGAAGAAAGGGUACAGGAGAUCACACUCGAAGAAAGAAGACCUAAAGAAGAUUUCAGAGAAGAAACGGUACAGGAGAUCACUCUCGAAGAAAGGAGACCUAAAGAAGAUUUCAAAGAAGAAACGGUACAGGAGAUCACACUCGAAGAAAGGAGACCUAAAGAAGAUUUUGAAGAAGAAAGGGUACAGGAGAUCACACUUGAAGAAAGGAGACCUAAAGAAGAUUUUGAAGAAGAAACGGUACAGGAGAUCACACUCGAAGAAAGGAGACCUAAAGAAGAUAUCAGAGAAGAAACGGUACAGGAGAUCACACUCGAAGAAAGAAGACCUAAAGAAGAUUUCAGAGAAGAAACGUUAGUAACAUUUUCAUCUUGUUUCCCAUUAAUUUCCAUGACGUUCCAUGAAUGA